This is a messenger RNA of Colletotrichum gloeosporioides, 4845 nucleotides long. Its product is annotated as Killer toxin subunits alpha/beta. Lineage: Eukaryota; Fungi; Ascomycota; Sordariomycetes; Glomerellales; Glomerellaceae. The transcript has 6 exons. The record is from RefSeq and is a predicted model, not a curated record. Bases 1 to 4845 code for a protein of 1614 amino acids. Gene Ontology annotation, biological process: carbohydrate metabolic process. Gene Ontology annotation, molecular function: chitin binding; hydrolase activity, hydrolyzing O-glycosyl compounds.
AUGAGAUUCUUACCACGGUCUAUCACGGCUGGGGUGGUGGCCAUCACCCUCAUGCUGUCCCAUCCAGCCACAGCGAUUGAGAAUGGCUCGGAGAAGCUCGCCUCUUACUUGGCCGCACAUCCAGUUGCAACCACUUCGGCUGCUCCGGCAGCCAUCAGCAACAACACGCUCGCUCCAGAACUCGUCGAUUUGGUUCUGAGUCGUUGUCCCGCCGGAUGCAAUGAGUCCGGCUGGAAUUCAGGCAACUGGACUCUGUAUCCCAGACUUGGACGAUUGUCAAUGUGCAACGAGACUAUGCUUCUCGAUUUCAACCCCUCCAACUCUUUGCGCAAGGACGAGACUGUUCGCGCUUGUACCGCCAGCUUCGCAGUGGGCGCAAGCAACGUCACUGGCAAUAACACCACCCAAGGCCCGUCUUGUUUGCCGAAAUGCAGCGUUACCAAGGUCCAAGAGUCACUGCAGCUGGCUUUCAACGUGACCAAAACGCCAGCAGAGUUGAAGGACUUUGAAGCUGCGUCAGAACAGCUUUCCGCCUCCUUGUCUCAACGGGAGUCGAAUAGCACAGACAUCAUCUCCUUUGCAUACUCCAACACGGUCGCUCUAGGUCUCUUCGCGGGAUCCGGAGUCCGCGAUAUCCCGCCAUCGGUGCUGCGUCAAUUCAUCACCAAGAUCAAGACCACUGGUUUCUCUGACAGUGUCGUUGCGCAAGUAUGUGCCAAGGACGGCCGCAGCUCCAGAUACAGCCUCGGUAUUGCUGUGAGCGGAGAUCGCGAUCUGAAGUUCGUACAGGAUGCCGUGGCGACCUGGGCAUCCGGCGAGUGCAUCACUUUUUUCGACAAGGUGGAAGACUGGCAGGACAUCACGUUGUCGAUCCCAACCGUUUCCAACAACAGCACUGCUAGCUUUGGCAACAGUACCCGUGCCAACAGCACCGCCGGUACCGCCUCAUUGGUGUCUAGCAGGUCGAACAUGCUGCAACGACGAGCUGAAUGUUCAACUGUUCAGGUCGUGUCCGGUGAUAGCUGCGCGAGCUUGGCAGCUGAGUGUGGUAUUUCCGCCAGCGACUUCACCACUUAUAACCCGGACUCGACACUCUGCUCGACUUUGCAAGUGGGACAGCACGUCUGCUGCUCCGCCGGAGAUCUCCCCGACUUCCGCCCGCAGCCCAACUCGGAUGGGACCUGUUUCUCUUACUACGUCGUGCCUGGCGACAGCUGCUCUUCCUUGGGAGCAGCCAACAGUCUGACCAAUGACGAGAUUGAGAGCUUCAACACCCAGACUUGGGGCUGGCAGGGGUGCUCGAACGUGCAAGCCUACCAGUACAUCUGCCUUAGUUCUGGUGCACCUCCGAUGCCGGCUCCCAUUGCCAACGCCGUGUGUGGCCCGCAGAAGCCCGGGACCACCCAACCUGGAGCAGGUGUCGAUCUAGCGAGCCUGAAUCCUUGCCCCCUGAAUGCCUGCUGUAACAAGCACGGCCAAUGCGGUAUCAACAAGGAUUUUUGCACUAUUUCUCAGUCGGAGACUGGUGCGCCCGGAACAUCGGCCGAGGGCGAGAAUGGCUGCAUCUCCAACUGCGGAACUGAAAUCGUCGUGGGAUCAGCUCCGGCCGAGCCCAUCAGCAUCGGCUACUUUGAAGCCUACAACCUGGACCGCCCGUGCUUGAACAUGAAGAUCACCGCGAUGGAUGUGACUCCGUAUACGCACAUCCAUUUGGCAUUCGGCGUUGUCACGACGGGGACAUAUGCCAUCGACGUCAGCCAUAUCCAGGAGCAAUGGGAGUUGUUUCAGCAAAUGUCUGGUUUUAAGAAGAUUCUUUCUCUCGGCGGCUGGGCUUUCUCGGCCGAGCCCGCAACGUAUUUCAUUUUCCGAGACGCCGUCAACCCCGCCAACCAGGACACCUUUGUCGCCAAUAUCGUUGCGUUCGUGCAAGAUAAUGACCUAGAUGGCAUUGACAUCGACUGGGAAUAUCCCGCCGCCCCAGACAUCCCCGAUAUCCCAGCCGGCACGGCCGAGGACGCCGCGAACUAUCUCACCUUCUUCACAAAGCUGAGGGCCGCGAUGCCUUCCGACAAGUCCGUCUCCUUCUGCGCGCCCGCUUCUUUCUGGUACCUCAAGGGCUACCAUAUUGAGGAAAUGGCAGAGUUAGCCGACUACAUCGUCUACAUGACAUAUGAUCUUCACGGCCAGUGGGACUACUCUAACCAAUACGCGAUCGAUGGCUGCCCAGAGGGCAACUGUCUGCGUUCUCACACCAACAUCACCGAGACUCUCCUCGCUCUGUCCAUGAUCACAAAGGCCGGCGUGCCAUCGAGCAAACUCGCCGUAGGCGUCUCGAGCUAUGGACGCUCGUUCCAAAUGACAACGCCUGGCUGCACCGGUCCCAUGUGCACGUACACAGGCGACGGCUCUGGGGCGUAUCCCGGACCAUGCACCGGAACCGCAGGAUACAUCGCCAACGCCGAGAUCAAUGCCAUCCUGGCGGGAACUGGAACCUGGAUGACGUCGUCCGGAUCUCUGCAGUCAAUCGAGUCGUACUCGUCGUACUUUGACGAAGACAGCCAGUCGAACAUUGCCGUGUACGACUCUACACAAUGGGUCGCCCACAUGGACGACGACCUCAAGGCAGACCGGAAGGCUCUCUACGAAAGUCUCAACUUUGCGGGAAUCAUCGACUGGGCGAUUGAUCUGCAAGGCUUCGGUGGGGACAGCAUCGAUUACGGCUCCUCUUCCAACAUCGUGUAUCCUCCACCGAGCAUCUGGGACUCCGAUGAUCCACUGGUAGGCUGCGAACCGCCUUGUAUCGUCGUCUUCCCUCCGUACCCUCUUAGUUCUACGCAUACCGUCACGAGCUGGCCAGCUCUGACGACAACUCUCUUGUCUUCUGGAGCCGGCGGUGUGUACGUCGUGACUACAACGAUUCCUGUCCCGUCCUUCACCAUGACCGACGUCAGCCUCCAACCCCUGACACUUCAAUCGACGGAUACAGCGCACUACAGUAUCAAUCCUGUACAAAGCAUCACACCGUCUUCUUUCGUGUAUACUCUUCCUCCGAACCACGCCACCUUUCCCGUCACCACCCCAACACCGGCCACUUCCUCCGACACGGACGUGCCUCUGGUCAUCAUUCCCCCGGCCACAUUCUACCCGACUUCAUUUCCCGUGACUAUUCAGCCUCAACCGACCUACUCCGUAGACUACCCCGACCCGACUGUCCCAAUCCCUCCCGUUGCUGUUACACCGACGCCAACCUCUUCUUCCACAGGUUGCACUGGAUCAGGCUGCGGAACCCGCGAUUGCGGCAUUUUCGGCUGCGACGGCGGCUGUGGUCUGUUCGGCUGCGAUGGCGGAUGUGGAAUUUUCGGCUGCGGUGGAGGAUGCGGCGUCUUCGGUUGCGUGCCAACCUGUCCUCUAUUAUCCUGCGGUGGCGUGGGUUGUCUGAUCCCGGGCGGGUGCGGAAACACGCAGGGCACCGACGGCGGCGACAGCAGCGAGAACUGUGAGGAGCCUGUGACCGCGUCGGCUUGCACUUAUCUCGUCACCAGCUAUAGCGCGUGGUACAUGGAGUCGUCCACACGGACAACGGAGACCAGCUGUGUGACGAGUACGGCUUGCAACGGCCAAGAUACUGCGACAACCACGACACCCGGUAGUCCUGAAUGCUCCAUGGAUCCAGACAUUGCCGCGGCUUUGUCUGCCGAGCAAGCAGCCGAUCAGACCAUGAUCGACGGGAAGCAGAUCCCGUUGGAGUUCGCUCCAGCCAACCCAUCUGACUACGACGGAUCAACCUUCACCGCUAAGCAGUUCGGUCUGACGGAGACCAUCACUGUUAUCGCAACCUCAACGAAGACGACCACACCAACCACCACGGUCACUGUCGUGGUUGAGCCAACCGCAAAGGCCGACUGCGCUUACUGGAUCACGGCGUUUGGUUGGUACACGUUUGAAGUAUACAACAUCGACGGCUGGAGCACCGACGGCGGCUCCCGUCUCAAGUCGGAGGAAAAGGGCUGCGGCGCCCUGACCGGCUGGGACUGGCGUGAGCGCACCUCCUCCAAGUACGCGGGCGCCUACUUCAACCUGCCUUUCUUCAUGAAAGACGGCUGCGUCGAGCGAGCUAUUGUGUCAGCCGGCGGUCCCAAGCUCUCAUGCGAAUUCACCGGCUACGACAUUGGCGUUGCGUUCCUCCCAGCCAAAAAGCGGUCCACCUCAGAGGACAACUUGCCGGAGCUGCGUCGACGACAGUACGUCAGCGACACACCUAGCUUGCCAAGUCGAUCAACAACACAGAGAACGACGUACUCGCAAGAGCCGACUUACGCGCCUGAGCCUUGGGGUCCCGGGGACACAGUCACUUUCACGACCACCAUUGAGUCCGUGACUAAGUCAACGUACACGACGGAGGUUGUGCUGGCUUCCAUGGGGACUUCUUCGUCGUCGGCCUCGUCGGCCUCGUUAUCAUUGACUUCCAGCAGUACGACGUCAUCUUCGAGCUCUGCAGCCCCGUCAGCUUCGUCGAAUCCCUCAGGCGACGGCCGCUGCGGUGCCGACUUUGGAGGAACAACCUGCGCUGGAUCUGGGUAUGGCGGCUGCUGUUCGGAGUAUGGCUACUGCGGCGACACGACGGCGCACUGCAGUACAGGCUGCCAGUCGGCAUUCGGUUCAUGUACCGAGUCGGGGCCGGUGGUUUCGACGGAUGGCACAUGUAGUUCGACCAGUGAUCCCGAAGGCGCGACCUGUCUUGGGUCUGCUUUCGGCGAUUGUUGCUCAGAGUGGGGUUACUGUGGAAGCACGAAUGCCUACUGCGGAACGGGAUGUCAGCUGGCAUUUGGUUCUUGUACAGAAUAA